Messenger RNA from Corvus hawaiiensis (hawaiian crow), 3258 nucleotides. Its product is annotated as neuronal PAS domain-containing protein 4-like. The transcript is spliced from 9 exons. Gene Ontology annotation, molecular function: DNA-binding transcription factor activity, RNA polymerase II-specific; RNA polymerase II transcription regulatory region sequence-specific DNA binding; protein dimerization activity. The coding region runs from base 1798 to 3258 and encodes 486 amino acids. Gene Ontology annotation, biological process: regulation of transcription by RNA polymerase II. NCBI's taxonomy places the organism in Eukaryota, Metazoa, Chordata, Aves, Passeriformes, Corvidae. The record is from RefSeq and is a predicted model, not a curated record.
GGCUUGUGGCAGCAGCAGGCAGUGGCUGAUGUGAGCCACAGCCCUACCUGGGGUGGGGAAGGGAUGCUGGGCCCCUCAGCAGCACUGCCCUGGGGUACCUGCCUGCUGCCCAGAGUUAUGCUGUCCUGCAAGAGGACAGAAGGAAAAUGGUGUAUGUCUCCUGGGCUGUGCUGGUUCAGGUAGGUGGGUGCUCUGUAGCUUCCUGCUUCAGGGGUGGAGGUGGAGGGAUGCCUGGGACAGCCUUCCUGGGUGGCACAGAGGACUGUGCUCAAGCCCCUUCCCACCAAUGUGAGGCGUCUGAUGUGGAGCUCUCGUGGCAACUGUAGUGGGGCUAAUGCAGAGAAAGCUAGGGAAGCACUCAGGGUGUUUCCUGGGAUGUAAAGUCACAGAGAUGGUGGUAGCUGCCUGCCAGGAAUGGGUUGGCAGAGGGCCCAGGCUGUCUCCCCUGCCCUGAGGGCUGGCACACAGCCAGGGUCAAGUGCUCAGCCAGCAGCACAAGGUUGCAGAGGUGCCUGGGCUCCUCAGCCUGCAGGAGGUGGCCAAUGCAAGCACAAUGGAGCAGUCUGGAGUGGCCUGAGAGCAGUGAAAACCCUGUGGCAAGAGAACAGAAGGCACCACAAUUGCGACAAGAGCUGGUUCUUCACACGCUGGCAGCACCUCACCGUGAUAGGUGCUGAGCAUCAUUGGCCUGGAGGGAAACAGGGUGUGCUGUGACAGCACAUUUGGCUGAGGGAGAGCAGCCCCAGCCUGGGCUCGUCCUUUGUGGUCCUUGGCACCCACAGGUUACCCACAAGGACUUAGGUGAACAUCUACCCUGUGUUGUCCAGCAGCUCUAACUCCCCUCCUCAAUCAGCUGCCUUGGCCACAGGUGCGCUCUCAGUCUGUGAAAUAAAUGGUGGCGUUUUUUUGCUGUGCACUGAAGCACCAAGCUUACUCUCCUUGCAGGGUGCCAGGCACUAGGAAACACCUCCUGAGCACCAGAGUCCCUGGGCUGGGUCGUGCGGUGCUGAGCACAGAGGCUCCCCAAUUCUCUCAAUUCUGUCCAUGAAUGGCUGUCACUGGGAAGAAUCACAAUCUCUGGGGCAUCGAGUGGACACAAUAGGCCCCAGAAAGGCUCAGCACUCCCUGCCAGCUGCCUCUGGAGAGCAAACCUUUGGCAGGGAGAAGUCUUCUCUGGGAAGAAAAUAAGGGGCUCAUCAGCGAGAGGGGUCACUGAUACCUCACUCCUCUUCAAGGGGCUCUCUUGGGUUCACGGGUGCUGUGGCCCUAACCUGCCUCUGCCAGGCUUGGGCAUGGGACACUGCUCACCACCUUGGUCCAGGUGUCUCCAGUGCAUUUUCUUGGCUUAUCAGCUCCUUCUCCCAGCACCCAGCCCAGUCAUCAGUGAUGCUGGAGAGCACAGCUCCCAGGCAGGCAGACUAGACACAGGAUGUUCUGCUGGGCUGGCAGGAGCUGGGCAGAUGUGUGCCCCACAGGGGAUCCCCCUGCUGUCUUUGUCACUGCCCCCUCCUGAGCGGCAGGUUUGCUUUAAAGACCCUGGCUUCCUUUUAUUACUUCCCCUCUCAAAUUGCAGCUGGCUGCAAGGGCUAUUUUUAGCAGCCUGCCUUCUAAAAAUAGCCCCGAGCUGUUUGGAGUUGCGUCACAAGAGGUAACUCUCUCCGUGAGUGGCUUGGCCUCUGCACUCCAGGAGGGUACAAAAGGAGGCCAGGAGCAGCAGGGUCAGCAGGUUCAGCCACAGCCAGAGGCGAAGGAGGCAGCGUUUCCCUGCCAGCUUCAGGCCAUCCCAGUCCCGGCAGCAUGACCAUCUUCUGCAGCCACUGCCACCGGCCCCUGCAGGCGGAGAUGAGCUGCCUGCCCAGGAGGGCCAAGCAGGCACCCAGCGCCUCGAGGCCGUUCAGGUCAACCAAGAGUGCCUCCAAGGCUCGCCGAGACCAGAUCAAUGCGGAGCUGCAGGCGCUGCGCUCCCUGCUGCCCAUCUCCGCAGAGGAGAAGGAGCGGCUCUCCUACCUCCACACCAUGGCCCUGGUGUGCCUCCGGCUGCGGGGGGCUCAGCUGUUCCCUCCAGGCUUGGCUCCUCCUGCGGGUCCGGCCCUCGGCACAGAACUACUCUCCCUGCUCCCGGGAUUUCUGCUUGUGCUCUCAGCCGACAACAAGCUGGUCUACAUCUCAGAGAACGUGGCUCAGGUGCUGGGCCUCUCCGUGGUGGAGCUGCUUGCCCAAGGGGACACGGUCUUUGACAUCCUGGAUGGGCGAGUGGGAGAGGAUGUGCACAAGAAGCUCCUCCUUGCCCAGGAGGAGCCUGGCAGGGAAGUCACUUUUGUCAGCGAGAUGCGUACAUCCAAGGCCUUCCGGCUGCAGCAUGGGGGGAAUCGGGUCGUGGCAGUGUGUGGGCGCUUUGUGGCCCUGCGCUGGCCACCGUCCCCCUCCACCACAGCCUUCCUGGCCCUCUGCACACCCGUUGUGCAGUCGCCCACAGAUGGCGAAGCUGCUUCCCAGGAUGACAUAUUCCAGAGCAUGCAUCUCCUGGACAUGACGUUUAUUGAUGUCACGGAGAGUGUCACCUACCACCUCGGCUACCACAGGGAGGAGCUGGUCGGUCAGUCGUGGUACAGCCUCCUGCACCCUGAGGAUGCUGACUUGGCAGCUGCCCAGCACAGGGCCGUGGCGCUGGGAGCCGGGGCUGGGCCCGCAGCAGGGACCGCCGUGCUGCGAGUGCUGCGCAAGGACCGCGCCUGGACCUGGCUGCGCGUGUGGGCGCGGCGGGACGGCGGCUGCAUCACCUGCACCUGCCGCUGCCUCAGGGAGGAGGAGGCGGCCCACCUGCGCGCCCGGCAGCCCCGCGCCGCCGCCCCGCCCGCGGGCCGGGACCUCGGGCGCCUGGCCGAGCAGCUCCGCGCCCUGGCCGACAGCCUCUCGCCGCCCGCGCCGCGCCGCUGGCCCCGUCCCGAGGAAACCGAGGACGAUGCCUCUGUCUGCCUUGGGAACUCUCUGCUGGACCCUCCCCAGUUCCUUCGCUUUCCUUUUGAACAGAAAAUAGGAUGCAACAUUCCAAACAGCGAGGAGGAGGCGGCCGCGGAGCAGCCGCUCGGGAGGCUGGAGGCGGUGGAGGAGGGCUCUGGCGACAGCGACAGCAGCGACGACGGCGGGAGCGUGGCUGGGGCUGGCGGGAAAGGUGAGGGGGGCCCGGCGGGAGCGACUCCGGGACAGGCGGCGGCCUCAGCCCGGGGCACGGUCGGGGCGUCCCGGAUGCCCGGUUAG